AUGGACCACGCUACCUCGUCCGACGAUCCACUGCGGAUACAUGACCUCAUGGCCGAACACUUAUCUACCCUCGUAAACGGUCACGUGUUCUCGGACUCGAUCCUCACCUCCUCUGCCGCCUCGACUUCCUCUGCCCCGGCUCCCCUCCCCUCCACUUCGAACGCGCCAGCCCCAGACUACAACUAUUCCAUCUCGAUCCCUUCCUACCCUCCCCCAACCCCGCACCUCCAUUCCUCCCCCAUCUCCAUCCUCUCCACCCCUUCAGCAGGUCGAGGCGUAUUCGCUUCUGCUCCCAUCCCAUCCGGUACCCUGAUCGAGAUCGCCCCUGUUCUCGUUCUGAGCGACGAGGAAUAUUAUAGCCAUCGCGUCGAUGCGACAAAGUUGAAGGGCUAUGUGUUUACGUGGAAGGGCAAGAAAAAGGAGGAAAAGGGGAUGGCCUUGGCUUUGGGGUUAGGUUCGUCUUUCAUUCUUAGCGUUUCACCAUGAUUGACAACUGACCUUUAUGAACUCUAUAGGCAGUCUCUUCAACCAUUCCCCACGACCCAAUAUCAAUUUUGUGCUUCACGCCGACGAAUACACGAUACAUUAUACCACCUGUCGCGCGAUUCAAAAGGGCGAAGAAUUGUGCAUAUUCUAUGGCCACGAUGCCCAUUUCGGCCAGAAUGGAGCUUCACCACAUUCGACGGAUUCGGAUGAAGAUCCUGGACCGUGGGGUGGAUUGAGCGACUUGAGGUUGGGAGAAAAGGAGGAAGAGCAACGGGAUUUCAAGACCAAGAAAUACAAGCGAAGGGCAGGUGGAACGAAUGCGAGCGCUGCAGAGGGGAGGUGGGAGGAUGAUAUCGUCCUCUUUGAUGAUUUGGAAUGGGUCAAGGUGACGAGGAUGAUCGAUCCGGAAAAGAUACCCUUGACGACAGGUGAGGGAAUGAGGCGCUCUUAGCUCUCGGAGAUCACUAUCAGGUGCUGAAUGGCGCCGUUCUCUCCUCCACAGUCGAGUGCUACGUCGUCGACGUUCCGGCUCGUCAUGUACCCCUCGCUUUGGCAUUCAUCAAGCUCUACACAGAGCCUUAUACCCGACAUCACCCCGCCGAACUCUCGCAUCUGAAACGCGUUCGACCUCUUCUCUCCGCGUCCUCGCCCAGCGUCUCGGUCCUCUUAUUCCCCGUAUCCUCGGCCCCUUCGAACCUCUCGGAACUUUUGGCGACUCACCAGCCUUUCAACGACGUCAACAUCACCUUGGACCUCUACACCCUCCUAGUCCCGGCCACGAUCGCGCGUACCGACGCCCAAGCUGAGAAUUGGGGUCAGCUUUGGCCCGUUCAAACGAUGCACAUCAGGGAAGGACCCAAGGCCAAACCCCGCGCUCAAGGUUGGGAAAGGUGUAAACUCGAAUGGGUCCGAUCCGAAGCGGAGAAAGUUUGGCGAGCGGCGAAGCAAAGUCGCGAUGAGAAAGGAGAGCAACCUAUCGCAUGUCACGUGACGGAAUCCUUUGAUCCUGAGAUUCAUUCCCCGACGAAUCUUCCGAAUCGACUGUCCUCUGCGCACGAUACGAGAUUCUCCACCUCAAACCCUCUCUUACACGCCAUCCCAAAUCUAAUCGACUCUGUCGCUCAAAUGGAUCGACAAAACCUCCGCCCUCGUUCCUCCAACCCUUCCUCAACACCCCCUUACCUCCUCACAGGAAUGACCUUGUUCAUUUCCCACGAACCGUGUUUGAUGUGUUCGAUGGCGUUGUUGCAUUCGAGAAUCGCGAAUGUUUAUUAUAUACGCAAAGCACCGGGGUCCGGUGGAUGCGGGAGCGUAUUUGCGGUGCAGGAGGGGGAGGGCUUGAAUCAUAAGUUUGAGGUGUGGGAGUGGAGAGGGGAAGGAGGGGGGAUCGGGGAGGGGUUGGAAGUGGAGUUGGAUCCGUAG
Molecule: messenger RNA, 1908 nt
Organism: Microbotryum saponariae
Lineage: Eukaryota; Fungi; Basidiomycota; Microbotryomycetes; Microbotryales; Microbotryaceae
Source: the annotation of a GenBank genome assembly